Acomys russatus (golden spiny mouse) is the source of this 376-nucleotide messenger RNA. RefSeq names its product odorant-binding protein 1a-like. Gene Ontology annotation, molecular function: small molecule binding. NCBI's taxonomy places the organism in Eukaryota, Metazoa, Chordata, Mammalia, Rodentia, Muridae. The record is from RefSeq and is a predicted model, not a curated record. The transcript has 4 exons. The annotation marks the transcript as partial.
AUGUUAAAGAUUCUGCUGCUCGCUUUGGUAUUUGGUUUCGCUCAGGCUAAGCUUGAAGGAAUUUGGUAUACCAUUGCCAUCGCUGCUGAUAAUGUAGAGAAGAUAGAGAAAGACGGAGAGAUGAGACUCUACCAUCGGGAAAUUACUUGUGAAGAGGACUUUUCAGGAAAUAAUUAUUUUAAACCCGUGAAGCAAACAGAAGAGCAUGUAGUCUUUACCGUUCAGAAUAUCGAUAAGGAGAAGAAGGAAACAAAACUGAUUUAUGUUCUUGGAAGAAAACAAGAACAGUUGACGCCUGAAGAAAUGGAAAAACUUGUUGACUUUGCUAAGGAAAAAGGCAUUCCACCUGAAAACAUUAGAGAAAUGGUGAAAAAAG